UACAAGUAUCACCAUGGGUGCCCAAUUUAGGACGCUUGAGCGCGAGCAGCGUUUUCAAAACCCACCCAAGGAUAAGUCUGCUUAUCCACUACUCACUGAGGCGGUCGCUCCUCAUAUUGGCUCUUUCAAUGCGUUGACGGAGGGACCCGAUGGAGGCCUUUUGAACGUUGGUGUCAAGGACAUCGGCUCCAAGACAAUUUUUGACUCCAACGACCCCGAAAGGUUGGGCAACAAGUUGAGCAUUAGAGUUGACUCGGUGCAGUUGGCUAAGCCUGCUGUGCCUCAUACGGACAAACUUUCCGUCAACAGAAGAACCUAUCCUUCCGAAUGUAGAGAGAGAAUGUCGUCGUAUCGCUCCAAACUUAUCAUGAAGGUUUCGUGGAGCGUGAACGAUGGUCCAGAGAUUUCGGAAGUGCGUGACGGUGGUAACGUGCCUGUGAUGAUAAAGUCCAACAGAUGUCACUUGGAGAAGAUGUCGCCCAACCAACUUGUGGAUGCCAAAGAAGAAUCUGACGAGCUUGGUGGAUACUUCAUUGUCAACGGUAUCGAGAAAUUGAUUCGUAUGUUGAUUGUCCAAAGAAGAAACCAUCCUAUGGCGUUGAUCCGUCCUUCUUUCGGCAAUAGAGGCGCUGCCUACACCAAGUUUGGUGUUCAGAUCAGAUGUGUUCGCCCCGAUCAGACAUCGCAAACCAACGUCUUGCACUACUUGAAAGACGGCAAUGUGACUUUUAGAUUUUCGUGGAAAAAAAAUGAGUAUUUGGUUCCUGCAGUCAUGAUCUUGAAGGCUUUGGUCGAGACCAGUGACCGUGAUAUCUUUGACGGGAUAGCUGCUGCUGAUACCUCAAACUCUUUCUUGACUGAUCGUUUGGAAUUGCUUUUGCGUACUUACAAGAAGUACAAUCUCCACUCCAAGAACGAGACAUUGGCCUAUUUGGGUGAUAAGUUCCGUGUUGUCUUCGGUGCAACCCCAGAUGUGUCUGAUAUUGAUGUUGGUAAAGAGGUGUUGCAACGUAUCGUGCUCGUGCACUUGACUGACAACAUGGACAAGUUUAGAAUGAUUUUGUUCAUGAUCAGAAAGUUAUACACCCUUGUGGCGGGUGACUGUGCCCCAGACAAUCCAGAUGCAACCCAGCACCAGGAGGUUUUGUUGGGUGGAUUCUUAUACGGAAUGAUCAUCAAGGAAAAAAUUGACGAAUACUUGCAGAACAUCAAAUUGCAAAUUGCAUCUGAUAUCAACAGAGGCAGCAGAGUGAACUUCUCUGAUAGUAAAUACAUGUCUCGUGUUUUCAGCAGAGUGAACGAGAACAUUGGUCAGAAAUUGCAAUAUUUCUUGUCCACAGGUAACUUGGUGUCACAGUCUGGAUUGGACUUGCAACAAGUCUCGGGUUACACUGUGGUCGCAGAGAAGAUUAACUUUCAUCGUUUCAUUGCCCAUUUCAGAAUGGUCCACAGAGGUUCUUUCUUCGCCGAGUUGAAGACUACCACUGUGAGAAAAUUGUUGCCAGAGUCUUGGGGCUUCUUAUGUCCCGUGCAUACUCCCGAUGGUUCUCCAUGUGGUUUGUUGAAUCACUUGUCACACAAGUGUAAAAUCGCGACCGAGGCUUCUGACGUGUCUCAAGUUCCUUUAGCUUUGGCCAAGCUAGGUGUUUCCCCUGCGCAUUCUUUCGCUGCAGGCCCCGAAUUGUGUUGUGUUCAAUUGGACGGAAAGAUCGUCGGCUGGACUACUCACGAGCAAGGAAGACUUGUUGCCGACGCUUUACGCUUGUGGAAGGUUGAAGGUGGCCAUGGAUUACCUCUUGACUUGGAGAUUGGGUUUGUUCCACCUUCGUCCAAGGGUCAAUACCCUGGCUUGUACAUAUUUGGUGGUCAUUCUAGAAUGAUGAGACCAACAAAGUACCUUCCACUUGGAAAAGAAGACAUCGUUGGGCCAUUCGAGCAAGUCUACAUGGACAUUGCCGUCACCCCUCAAGAGAUUGAGAAAGGCGUACACUCUCAUGUGGAGUGGGCUCCAACGAACAUUUUGUCUAUCUUGGCUAACUUGACCCCAUUCUCCGACUUCAAUCAAUCUCCCAGAAAUAUGUACCAAUGUCAGAUGGGUAAGCAGACAAUGGGAACCCCCGGUGUUGCGCUUGCACAUAGAUCUGACAACAAGUUGUACCGUUUGCAAAGUGGCCAGACCCCUAUUGUGAAGGCUAGCUUGUAUGAUGAUUAUGGAAUGGACAACUUUCCUAACGGAACUAAUGCUGUUGUGGCUGUCAUUUCAUAUACAGGUUAUGAUAUGGAUGAUGCCAUGAUCAUCAACAAAUCUGCAGAUGAAAGGGGCUUUGGCUACGGUACCGUGUAUAAAGUUGAGAAAGUCGAUCUCGCUAUGGACAGAAGAAGAGGUGACCCAAUUACGCAGCAUUUCGGUUUCGGGCCAGAUGAAUGGCCAGAGUCCUGGAAAGAAAAAUUGGACGACGAUGGAUUGCCUCUCAUUGGUGUCAAAGUAGAAGAGGGAGAUCCAAUUGUUGCAUACUUUGACGAAACAUUGGGCAAAACGAAGGUAAAAACCUACCACUCCAGUGAACCAGCAUACAUUGAGGAGGUAAAGCUCCUAGGAGAUGACUCGGCUGAUCAGGAGGCUCAAAACCUUACAAUCAAAUACAGAGUCACAAGACAGCCUUUGAUUGGAGACAAAUUCUCUUCUAGACAUGGUCAGAAAGGUGUUUGUUCACGCAAAUGGCCAACAGUUGACAUGCCUUUCUCUGAAUCCGGUAUUCAACCAGACGUCAUCAUCAACCCUCAUGCAUUCCCAUCUCGUAUGACAAUCGGUAUGUUUGUUGAGUCCUUAGCAGGCAAGGCUGGAGCCUUGCAUGGAAUGGCUCAUGAUGCUACACCCUGGAAGUUCUCUGAAUCGGACACACCUGCCGACUAUUUUGGCGAACAGUUGAAGAUUGCUGGUUACAAUUACCAUGGAAAUGAACCUAUGUACUCAGGUGCUACUGGAGAGGAGCUCAGGGUUGACAUUUACAUUGGUGUUGUUUACUAUCAAAGAUUGAGACAUAUGGUGAACGACAAAUUCCAAGUGAGAUCGACUGGCCCAGUUACCUCAUUGACGAUGCAACCUGUCAAGGGUCGUAAAAGAAAUGGUGGUAUUCGUGUUGGUGAGAUGGAAAGAGAUGCUUUGAUUGGUCACGGAACCUCUUAUCUUCUUCAGGACAGAUUGCUCAAUUCUUCUGACUAUGCCAAAACGUCUAUUUGUCGGUCAUGUGGCUCCAUGCUAAAUACACAAAUGUCGGUUCCUCGUAUCGGAUCCAUAGCCUCUGUGAGGUGCCGUGGAUGUUCCGGGAAAUUGGAGAACUACACCAAGAAGGGUAUUUUUGUCAACGAGGCGGAUAUCUGGAUGGACGGACAUGGUGUCAAAUUCGUCGGUGGUGACAACACAACCAGCAUUGCUAUUCCUUUUGUCUUGAAAUACUUGGACUCGGAGUUGGCUGCUAUGGGAAUCAAAAUGAGAUAUAACGUCGAGCCAAACAUAUAAGGCGUGCUACUUCUGAUGUGGUUUGGUGCACCUUACGAAACUAAUUGCAUAUGCUCUCAAUUACUCAAGCGUUCGCGUAUGAGAACACGAGACUUUCAAAUAAAUCAAGGCCUCGAGCCUGAUUGAGUACAAUACAAUAGAAUAGAAACUGUUUGAUUUUUGAUCAAUCAACAUAGAGUCACCAUAGUUGUUGAUCUGCUGCAACCAGGAAUGCGUACUCGACAAAUCUUGUUAACCACGCGGUUGAAAGGGGUCUCUCUCGAAGCACGUAGGCGCUUUGAUUUAUAUGUCCGUCACUUAGAGCAUGGAACCUAGUCUAUAUUUUAAUUUCAAAUGAGCUUGGGCCUCUCAAAGAUGC
This is a messenger RNA of Metschnikowia bicuspidata var. bicuspidata NRRL YB-4993, 3878 nucleotides long. It is a transcript of the gene RPA135, whose product is annotated as DNA-directed RNA polymerase I core subunit. Lineage: Eukaryota; Fungi; Ascomycota; Pichiomycetes; Serinales; Metschnikowiaceae. Gene Ontology annotation, biological process: DNA-templated transcription. The record is from RefSeq and is a predicted model, not a curated record. The coding region runs from base 14 to 3520 and encodes 1168 amino acids. The transcript has a single exon. Gene Ontology annotation, molecular function: DNA binding; DNA-directed RNA polymerase activity; ribonucleoside binding. Gene Ontology annotation, cellular component: RNA polymerase I complex; nucleus.